AUGUCGAAUGAUAGUAAUUGUAAUGAAGAUCUCAGUGAUUUGGUGCAUAGCGAAAUUCGUGAAGCUCAAAUAGUUUGUGGUAGAACGGUAGAUGAAAGAAUUGCUCAUUUACAAAGGUGCGAAAUAUUUUUCAAUUCUUUGUAUAACGAUUUUAAGGCUGAGGAAAUGCUUUUACAUCGAGAUAAAAGCGGAUCACUUCUCGAUAAUUUUUUGGAUGAAAUGCUUGAAUUUGCUUCGCAAAAUGAACCAAAGAUUCGUUGUUUUAUUGCUCAAUUUAUUGAAAAAGCUUGUAAAAAAGAUGCGGAUUUGAUGAUAAAAGCUGGCAAUUCGUUGUUAUAUCUGAUAGAUGCUGGUGGUAUCGGAUUUGUUACUGUAGUUAAGAAGGUAAUUGGAUCGUGCUGCCAGUUGUAUCCAAUUGUAUUAAAAUGGGCUGCGAAUUCCAAAUGUAAAGAAGUAGAAGUGUGCUGGGAAUUUUUUUCGAUGUUGAAGGGUCGCAUUAUGCAGCACUUAGAUUCUGAUAAUGAGGGGCAAGUAUUUUUUUUUCUUUUGUCACUCAUGUCAUGUCACAUAGUUCGUAAGCAAACAAUGAAGUUUCUUGAAACGGUUAUUUUGUCACAGACAGUGCGUACAGAGGAAAGUGAAGAAAAUCGAGGUGAUAUUAUGUGUUUGAAUAAGAUACCUCGCGAGCAUCGCUUCAUCUCUUAUCGUAAAAUGGAAAAUGAAGCAUCAUUGAAUUUCUCGGCUUUGCUUGAUCAGAUUUCAUCCACUCACAUAUCUUCGCUUAAUCUACUUACUGGUAUAUCAUGCAUUUGUAAUAUUGCCAGACUUCGUCCACAGUUCAUGCAGCCAGUUAUUGGCGCAUUGGAAUCAUUACAAGUCAAUCUACCACCAACAUUGGCCAUGAGUCAAGUCAAAAGCGUCCGAAAAGAAUUGAAAAUGCAUUUGCUGCGAAUUCUGAAGCAUCCAAGCUGCAUUCCUUUCUCUCAGAGGGUUGAAACUCUUCUUAAUGAUCUUGGAGCUUCGCAAUCGGAAAUUUCUCGGUCUUUGCCAACAACGAAUGAUGCUGGAAAAAGAUCACGCCAAUCAGAUUCAUUGGAGGGAUUGGAAAAAAAACGUCCAAAAAUUGAUAAUGAUGAUGAAACUACGCGUUUUGUGGAUAAGGAAGAAGAUGAAGAAUAUGGUGUAGAAGGAGCUAGACCUAGUAUUAGCUCAGUUGGUGCUUCAUCUGAUACUGCUGUAGAUAUAACUGCUCAAUUUGUUUAUGAACGUUUAAGACCACGUGUCGUCACUAAUCUUGUUCUGAUUUCAUUGGUAACUCUUCCAGAUGAAAUGCCAGCUGCUUUUCAGUCAUCAUUCACUCCUAUCGCUGCUGCAGGUACUGAAAGUCAGAUUAGACAUCUUUCAAGGUUGAUAGCAACUCAGUUAACAAGUCUUGGACUUGGUCCUGGUUAUGAAUUGGUGCAAAAUGAGAAACACCAGCAGUCAAUCGCCAGACAGAUGGCGAGAAUGGAAGGAGCAGCUAUCCCUCCGACACCACUUAAUGAAUUUCCAUCAAGCUAUAAAAAAGAUUCAUUUUCGCAAUUUACUUCUAAUGCGUUUGUUUUUCGUAAGAGCAAACCAAAAACACAGUUCGGAUUGUUAACAAUAACUAAAAGAUUGCCUAAAGAUGAGGCCGUGAAUUUGGUUCAGCUCUUAUUUCAACGAAUAAUUGCAAACGAAAAGAGAGCUAUUCAAGGAGGAGCUGGUAUUGCUUAUCAAAAGUUGCUUGUUCGUUUGGUUACUCGAUUCGAUAGCGAUUCUUGCGGCAGAUUGCAAGAACUUUUAGCUGACUUCAUUAUCCAAGAACAAAAAUCGCGGACGGACUUGGCUUUAUUAUGGAUCGCUGAAUUAUAUGCUCAAUAUCAAGGAUUCUCUUUAUGUCAAGCUUCAUUCAUAUCAAGUGGAAAUUCGAAGAAAGAUCUUUUCCAGCGCUUCGAUAAUGUUCUUUGCAAUCUAUUAAAGAUCCUUUUCAAUCGUGGAGAACAUAAAGAAACUAUGUUCCAUAAAAUUUUGCUUGAAGUACCUUUGCUGACUCCAGAAUCUCUCAAAUGGCUACGAGAGGCUUGUCUUGAUUCGGUUUUUGGCGGUUUUGGCAUUACAACUUUACGCGAAUUAGUUAUGACUCGAUCUCGUCAGCGUAUUGAAUUAUUGAAUUUAUUGCUUGAUCUCUCGUACAGUGAAAAGAACGAAGUUCGACAACAAUCUAUCGAAACUGCCAAAGAACUUUAUCAGAUUGAUUAUAUCAAAGGCGAUGUGCGUGAUUACCUAAUUCGUUCUUUGAAGCACUGUACUCAUUCGAAACCUCCUCCUCAAUUUUGUUUUCAUCUUCCAGCGGGUGCAGAAAGUAAAUGGGAUGAAAACACUAUACGAACAGCACUAAAUUUAUUCCUAUCUAUUGUGCCUCUUGAUCACUCACUUAUACAUCAUUUUGCUACUAUUUAUGGAAAAUCUCCAACCGAGGUCAAGAGACUUACACUGCGUGCCAUCGAUAGUGCUAUUAAAACAAUUGGUGGAUCUAGCCCAGAUUUACUGAAAAUGAUCGAAACCUGUCCACUAGGGGCAGAGACUCUGGCUAUAAGAAUUGUACAUCUUCUGACGGAAAGAAAUCCUCCAACUUGCGAAUUAGUUGAAAGUACCUGUGCCUUGUAUGAUCAAGGUAGAACUGAUAUAAGAUCUUUGGUUCCUGUAUUAAACGGUCUUGAUAAGGCACGAAUUUCAAGUCUUCUUCCCAAAUUCGUUUUGAACCAGGUGAAUCAGAAGUCUCUGCCCGUUGUCUACCAUAAAUUACUUUUUGAAAGAAAUAUAAAGACAGGUAAACAAACAAUGAGUACGAGUGAACUUCUUGUUGCAAUUCAUCGUAUACCAUUGACGAAUAAGGAGUCAGUCCAGUUGCUUUUGGAAAAUAUAAAUUUGUUGCUAUCGCAGUUGGUUGGUCUUAAAGAUUCAAUUGCUUCGGCCAUCGAUACUCUCAUUGGUGACGAAAAUAUUUCAAGCGUGCUUUUUCAUACAAUCAUACGAACUUUUCAGUCAUAUCCGGCACUGGGUGGCUUUAUUUCUAACGUACUGCUAAAAAUUGCUCAAAAGCGGCCAUGGGUCACUGAUCGAAGUAUUUGGUCUUAUUUUGUUGCUUGUGUUAUAAGAACAACACCUCACUCCUAUCUGGCAGUUCUUACGGGUCUUUCAUCAGAGGAAUUUUGUGAAUUAGCUGCUAGCUCAACGAAGCAUGGGACCAAUAUAAUAAGUGCUUUACGCUCUUAUAUACCUACAUUAUCAGCUCAUCAACAGAAGAAAAUUGACCGUCGUAUUCGGGAAACGAUAAUGAAAGAUAAUGAUGUGAGUUUUAUUUAUGCUAAUUCCCAAAGUUGUGAAUAA
This is a messenger RNA of Dracunculus medinensis (Guinea worm), 3411 nucleotides long. Lineage: Eukaryota; Metazoa; Nematoda; Chromadorea; Rhabditida; Dracunculidae. The record is from the annotation of a GenBank genome assembly.